Truncatella angustata is the source of this 1957-nucleotide messenger RNA. RefSeq lists its product as uncharacterized. The coding region runs from base 1 to 1851 and encodes 616 amino acids. The record is from RefSeq and is a predicted model, not a curated record. The transcript is spliced from 7 exons. NCBI's taxonomy places the organism in Eukaryota, Fungi, Ascomycota, Sordariomycetes, Amphisphaeriales, Sporocadaceae.
AUGAAUAAAUCGAUUGAGCCUGACGGGGAAUUCAAUCGGCUGUCAGUGUUGGUGCUGUUGGGCAAGAGCUUUCCAAUGUGCAGUGCAGUGCGUAGCAUAACCAUCCUGGAUGCUGUGAGGUUGGCGAAUACCUUUGCUUCAGUGGCUUGGGCCAACACAGAGCUGGGUAAGGUCACUGGGCCACUGCGCUGCGUACCUGGGGGCGGACGAGGCGCAGCUCACGGUCAAAAGCACGAUGCGAAAGUCCAUGAUACCAGAUCCGCUCAGCGUGGAGGAGCUGUGCUUGCUUCAAGGAUUUUUCGAGCUUUCGGGCCAAUAGGAAUGCGCGAAACCCUGGCAACUGCGCUAAAGGAGGCACUCCGCCCAAGCUGUGUCAUGUCCACGAUAUGGGGUCUGGAAAAUCCCUCUCUGGUUGCCUUAUUCAGAUCCACCAGGCACGGCCCCACAGUGGUCUGGGAAAUGGCUACUGCAACCUCUCACCUGAGGUACUGUAGGGUAUGCGGCACUGCGUUGAGAGACAAGCCGGUCACCAGUCGAACACAGCAAGCUCACUCACUCACUCACGCCUCCCCGAUAACCAACCAGAACUAUAUAACGGAUGCUUCCCGUCGUUGCGCGACCAUGGUAGCCCGUACUCCUCCUUUGGGAUCCCUCAAGAAGGGUUUUAACAAGAGCAUUCUGCCUCAGAUACAUCACCCUCUUCCACUAAACAAGAGGGAGUCCCAGCAGCUGCUCAAUUCCAUUACCUCCUCUUUCCGAAAGAACCUAGACAAAGAGCACCCGUGGCAGCCACACGACGCAGCCGAUGCUACAGCUGCGAAAGUGAUUGCAAAUACCUCGCUACAACUUGCCAAAGAAGUACCACCCAAACAUCGUCCAACAGACCGCCACCUGGGUUCCAUCCUCACCAAUCCCCUCUUCGCUCAACCGAAUGUAAGCGACCGUCAAGCACCAAACGGGCUUCAAUAUCACCACGAUGUAUUUGACUCGGCAGUAUCCAAGGGCAUGAUGACCGUCCGCCGUGCCGCAGGUUAUCUUGCCAUGGUCAACAAACAAGCCCAAUCAUCUACUCUACAAGAUCCCGCCGCCCUGGCUUCUUCAGGUGCCGGCCUUCGCGUAGCCCAAUGGCUACGGUCAUCGGGGGCCGAGAACUCUCUGGAAUUCCUCAAUGAUAAAUAUCUGAUGCCUCUCCUCGUUCAGUUCAUGUUCUUUGAGGGACUAGAGGAGGUGGCUUGGACGUGGUUAUCUCGACUGGGAGCACAACUUCAUGCAUUACCCAAGGAUGGCCAGACACAACACUCUAUAGCAUCUCUUCUCCACGUGAUCCACCUUGCUCAGACCAGCAAGGUUCAAGGUGUGAAUGUACGGCAACCCUCAUUGGAUCCUUCAUAUUCCGCGUUUUUGCGGGCCAACAAGACUUUGGCUACAGAAGAUCCAGUUGCCCUCAAGAGCUUACAGCGAUACUGGGCCAGCCUCUCCUGGUCUUCAACAGUACUCGCCUCCCAACACCAGUCACCGUCCGCACCACUGUAUGAGAUGUUCACGGAUGUUGGCAGACCAUGGAGGAAACGCUUGGAUAUUGCACAUCUGGAGUUGCAUCAUCCUUCUACCCCUGAUCACUCCUCAGCUGUCAAAUAUCUGCACGAUGAGCGCGUUCAAGAUGCCGCCAACAGUCUGAAGAAGUACGAAAAGUAUGUUGAAAGAAUGGUUAGCCUGGGCAGCGAUACGGUCAGCAGGUUGCAGCAAGUUGGCGAGCAACAAGAAGCAUCAUGGGUGUCCGAAUUUAUGGCCAGAACUUUCUUUGCAUGGAAUCUUCAACCUGAAAGACCUGCAUCAGUCAGAUUAUCAUGAUGGCAAAAUAACGUGUUAUGGCAUUUUCGGAGUUUUGGCAUUUGUGUUUUAGGAUACCAGCAUAUGGCACGCGGGGCGUUGGGACAUUCAUUGGUCGUUAGGUCUA